AUGUCAAAUUUUAUCUGUUCCCUAGGUAACCAUGAUCAUCAUCGUCUAUUGGUUGAAUUAGGUAAAGAACGUAAUAUAUUUGGUAAAGAUGCGUUUCAACGUAUUAGACUAGGUGCAAUAAUUCAAAUGACAGCAAUUGGUAUUCCAAUGAUUUGGAUGGGAGAAGAGAUUGGUGAAUAUAAAUCCAAAACCUUGGAUAUGUCGAAAAUUGAUUGGACCUUAAUUGAAUAUAAACUAAAUAAUUCAAAUAUAUUAAAUACUGAUUUAUUUGAAUUUUAUUGUGGUCUCUGUCGACUGAGAACUAAAAAUAGUGCAUUUUAUAAUUCAACAAAUUUUCAGUUUCUACAUCAAGAUAAUGAACGAAAAGUAUUAGUUUAUCAUCGAUGGUCUGAUAAAGGUGAUCAUAUUGUAGUUAUUCUAAAUCUAUCCAAUGAUUAUCUGAAUGACCAUAGAAUACCAAAUAUCCCUUUGAAUGGUAAAUGGCACGAAUGGACAUUAAAUUAUGAUUUAUUCGUAGAAAAUCAUCAACUAACAAUCAGUUUAACUAAACAUGAAGGCAAAAUUUUAGUACAGACAGUGUGA
This is a messenger RNA of Didymodactylos carnosus, 582 nucleotides long. The record is from the annotation of a GenBank genome assembly. NCBI's taxonomy places the organism in Eukaryota, Metazoa, Rotifera, Eurotatoria, Philodinida, Philodinidae.